Molecule: messenger RNA, 2437 nt
Organism: Olea europaea var. sylvestris
Lineage: Eukaryota; Viridiplantae; Streptophyta; Magnoliopsida; Lamiales; Oleaceae
Product: formate--tetrahydrofolate ligase-like
Exons: 5
Coding region: 235-2139 (634 amino acids)
Molecular function (GO): formate-tetrahydrofolate ligase activity; ATP binding
Source: RefSeq, a predicted model, not a curated record
GUUUAACAUUUGCAGUUUCGAACGUACUAUGAUUAUCUUAAUCAAAGAUAAGACAGUCCCUACCAUCCCCAAAUUCUGACUUCAAUGCAUUGCCAGAUUUACUGUUCAUCACACUCUUCAACCGAUUGAUCAUAGAUACUGCAAGAUCCUGCAUCAGAUUCACGUUCUGGAAUCAAUAUUUUAAGACAGCCCAGAAAAAAGAAAUUCAAGAUUUUGCAUAGAAACAAGCAAAUAAUGAGCAAGACAGUGAGGAAACUGCAAGUGGCAUCGCCCGUGCCCGCGGAUAUAGAUAUAGCUAAUUCAGUUGAACCACUUCAUAUCUCUGAGAUUGCCCAAGAACUAAAUCUUAGUCCCCACCAUUACGAUCUCUAUGGCAAGUACAAAGCCAAGGUAUUACUGUCAGUGAUUGAUGAACUGAAAGGUAAAGGAGAUGGGUUUUAUGUGGUGGUUGGAGGGAUUACUCCUACACCUCUUGGAGAAGGCAAGUCCACUACUACUGUUGGUCUUUGUCAAGCAUUGGGAGCUUUUCUUGAUAAAAAGGUGGUCACAUGCCUUCGCCAACCAUCACAAGGGCCUACAUUUGGAAUCAAAGGUGGUGCAGCAGGUGGAGGUUAUAGCCAAGUAAUCCCAAUGGAUGAGUUCAAUCUUCACUUGACAGGGGAUAUCCAUGCAAUAACAGCUGCAAAUAACCUUCUUGCAGCAGCCAUUGAUACUAGAAUUUUCCAUGAAUCCACACAAUCUGAUAAGGCUCUGUUCAACAGGUUAUGCCCACCGAAUAAAGAAGGUAGAAGGAGUUUCAACGACAUAAUGUUUACCCGUUUGAAGAAACUUGGCAUCUCCAAGACCAACCCUGAAGAGCUUACACCAGAAGAAGUUAAUAAAUUUGCCAGGCUCGAUAUCAAUCCUGAAUCCAUCACAUGGAGAAGAGUAAUGGAUGUAAAUGACCGAUUCCUGAGGAAAAUUACUAUUGGCCAGGGUCCUGAAGAAAAGGGGAUGGUAAGAGAAUCCGGAUUUGACAUUUCUGUAGCUAGUGAAAUAAUGGCAGUGUUGGCUCUAACAACGUCCCUAUCUGACAUGAGAGAGAGGCUUGGCAAAAUGGUAAUUGGAAAUAGCAAGGCUGGUGAUCCCAUUACAGCUGAUGAUCUCGGAGUUGGAGGUGCUCUGACUGUGUUGAUGAAAGAUGCCAUUAAUCCUACAUUGAUGCAAACUCUUGAGGGCACCCCUGUCCUUGUCCAUGCCGGUCCUUUUGCAAAUAUUGCUCAUGGGAACUCAUCAAUUGUUGCAGAUAAAAUAGCACUAAAGCUGGUGGGACCCGAUGGCUUUGUGGUUACUGAAGCAGGCUUUGGGGCUGAUAUUGGAACAGAGAAGUUUAUGAAUAUUAAGUGUCGAUAUAGCGGUUUAACCCCUCAGUGUGCUGUUAUUGUAGCAACCAUAAGGGCCCUCAAAAUGCACGGUGGAGGGCCUCAGGUUGUGGCUGGCAAGCCUCUUGACCGUGCCUAUGUGACUGAGAAUGUGGCUCUUGUUGAAGCUGGUUGCAUUAAUCUGGCCCGGCAUAUCUCAAAUACAAAGGCUUAUGGUGUUAAUGUUGUUGUUGCUGUCAACAAGUUUUCAACUGAUUCUGGAGCUGAACUAAGUGUAGUCAGGAAUGCGGCUUUAGAAGCAGGGGCUUUUGAUGCUGUUAUUUGUUCUCACCACGCACACGGUGGUAAAGGAGCGGUUGACCUUGGCAUUGCAGUUCAAAAAGCCUGUGAAAAUGUGACACAGCCAUUGAGAUUCUUGUAUCCCUUGGAUAUAAGUAUCAAAGAAAAAAUAGAGGCAAUAGCGAAGUCAUAUGGUGCCAGUGGUGUUGAGUACUCAGAACAAGCAGAGAAACAGAUUGAGGUGUAUAGCAAGCAAGGAUUUUCCCACUUGCCAAUCUGCAUGGCAAAAACACAGUAUUCAUUUUCUCAUGACGCUUCAGCGAAAGGUGCUCCAAGUGGUUUUGUCCUACCAAUCAGGGACGUCAGGGCAAGCAUUGGUGCCGGAUUUAUCUAUCCUUUAGUCGGGACAAUGAGUACGAUGCCUGGUCUACCAACAAGGCCUUGCUUCUAUGACAUUGACCUUGAUGCCGCCACAGGGAGGGUUAUUGGUCUUUCUUAAGAAUCGGAUAAAGCUCUUCGAACUUAGAUUUCGCUUUCUUGUUGGAAUAUAGAAUGAAUGGAUGACGAAUGAAAGCUGAUGUGGAUCUCGAAGUAUUCUGUGAGACAUUUGUAAUUCCUCCCUUUCUGCUUACAAAUAAUUUAACUGUACAAGUAGAAUAAAUAAUUGAUCUGACUUCAGAUGUCUCGAUUCUUAACAAGAAUGCCCGUUUAUGUUGAAAGUUGUGAACAUCUCUGCACAGUUUGUUGGUACUUCGGCUAUCUUGGUAGAAAUUUGACAUCCUUUUUUGCGUCUGAAU